CAUGGAGCCGAGGACUCGAUGCCUGCAGGGCAACCGGAAGCUUGAUCCAUGCUUGGUUGUCAACAAACCCUAAUUACCCUUCAACUCAUUUUCUCAUGCUUUGCUGGAAAUUGCUUGAGUGGUGAUAUCAUUCUACCCUAUUUUUGACCCGCAAUAUGAUUGGAAAACUGAAACAGAACCUACUGGUGGCCUGCCUGGUCAUUAGCUCAGUCACAGUCUUCUACCUUGGACGCCAUGCCAUGGAGUGCCAUCAUCGCAUCGAGGAAGGCAGCCAGCCUGGUGGAAUUCUGUCUCUGUCGGCGCUCGGAGGCAGCAUGCGGACCACUGUACGGACAGGCCAGAACUUCAGCACACCUUUUCCUUACAACAAAGACAUGCCACUCAUUUUUAUUGGUGGUGUGCCCCGAAGUGGGACCACUCUAAUGAGAGCUAUGCUGGAUGCUCACCCAGAUGUGAGAUGUGGUGAAGAAACUCGUGUCAUUCCACGAAUCUUGGCAAUGAAGCAAAUGUGGAGCCGUUCAGGCCGGGAGAAGAUGCGCCUAGAUGAGGCUGGUGUGACAGACGAGGUGCUGGACGCCGCCAUGCAGGCCUUUCUGUUGGAGAUCAUUGUCAAACAUGGUGAGCCUGCCAACUUCCUCUGCAAUAAGGACCCAUUUGCACUGAAAUCGCUUUCCUACUUGGCCAAAAUUUUUCCACGUGCCAAGUUUGUGCUAAUGAUUCGUGAUGGCCGAGCUUCAGUUUACUCCAUGAUCUCACGGAAAGUGACAAUUGCAGGCUUUGACCUGGGCAGCUACCGGGACUGCCUGACCAAGUGGAACCGGGCCAUAGAAACAAUGUAUACUCAGUGCCUGGAGGCAGCAAACAAGUGCCUUCCAUUGCACUAUGAACAGCUGGUCCUCCAUCCAGAGAAAUGGAUGCGGACACUGCUGAAAUUCCUCGAUAUACCUUGGAAUGAUGAUGUCCUCCACCAUGAGGAGCUCAUUGGGAAAGCUGGGGGAGUUUCCCUUUCCAAGGUGGAGAGGUCCACAGACCAGGUCAUCAAUCCGGUAAACGUGGAGGCCUUGUCUAAGUGGGUGGGAAAAAUUCCAGCUGAUGUGGUGAAGGACAUGGCUGUCAUUGCUCCCAUGCUGUCCAGGCUUGGCUAUGACCCUCACGCUAACCCCCCCAACUAUGGUCAACCUGACCCCAAGGUCUUGGACAACACCAGAAGGGUCUUUAAAGGGGAAUUUCAGCUCCCAGAUUUCCUAAAAGAGCAAUCACAGAUGCAGAAGUCUGCAGAGAGACCCAACCAGAGUUAGGAGCAAAGGGAGCGCCGGCGCUGCAGCACACAGGCCUCAGUGGAUCAAAGACGUCAUCUCCUCGUCUGUGCU
Nematolebias whitei (Rio pearlfish) is the source of this 1370-nucleotide messenger RNA. It is a transcript of the gene tpst1, whose product is annotated as tyrosylprotein sulfotransferase 1. Gene Ontology annotation, biological process: peptidyl-tyrosine sulfation. Gene Ontology annotation, molecular function: protein-tyrosine sulfotransferase activity. Gene Ontology annotation, cellular component: Golgi apparatus. Lineage: Eukaryota; Metazoa; Chordata; Actinopteri; Cyprinodontiformes; Rivulidae. The record is from RefSeq and is a predicted model, not a curated record. The coding region runs from base 156 to 1298 and encodes 380 amino acids. The transcript is spliced from 5 exons.